Molecule: messenger RNA, 303 nt
Organism: Laccaria bicolor S238N-H82
Lineage: Eukaryota; Fungi; Basidiomycota; Agaricomycetes; Agaricales; Hydnangiaceae
Exons: 3
Coding region: 1-303 (100 amino acids)
Source: RefSeq, a predicted model, not a curated record
AUGGCAAAACAAGUGUCGGGGUUUACGAGUGACAGCAAGCUGGGCUCUACCUUGGGGCGACACUCCUCCCACACGUCGUCACGGUCUCGGUUUGAUGCAACUUUCGUUGAUCCCAACGUACUGGAUGCAUGUCCUGGAUACGGGGCCACCGACGUAUCUGCCAGCGGGACCAAGUUCACCGCGACCCUCAUUCUGGCGGGAAAGCCAUGCAACGUCUUCGGGAACGAUAUUCAGAAAUUGUCGUUGAGCGUUGAGUACGAGACUGUGUACAGGAUACAUUGCCCACAAACAUGUGAAGGUUAG